AUGACAGUUCCGGGAUCAAGUUCAUAUCAACAUGACUCGAUGAGGGGUUGGGAAAACGUCCCUGUUGAAUAUCGACCUGUUCAAAGAUCGAACCCUCGACCAGUUUCAGGGUAUUAUGCCUCACCAGCUCUUCUCCCAGGCCCUCCUCCACGACCGCGAACUGCUUCCCCCAUCAGGAAACUCGAAGCAAUCAGAGCGUCCUCCACUCCAAUCCUACUGCACCCAAACCCCAAAACAUAUCGUCGCAGAUCUGCACUGGAUGUUCGGAACCCGUGGCCUGGUCUACCAAAUCCCACUCCGGUAGACGAAGCGAAGAUGAUGAGUGUCGAAAUCGCUGCGGCAUUGCCGCCGGAUCAUCUUGACCCACCUCCUCCCUACUCAUAUUAUCCACCAGCACCAUCCCUACCGCCACCUCCACCUCCGCCGCCGCCUCCGCUAGCACGACCACAUCCAUCUUCUACGACUACUCGACAUCGGUCAUGGUCCAAUCAGCAGCAAUAUGCCGCUGCCGUAAACCGAUACAACGGCCACACAUAUUACAACCCAGGGGAUUUUCAACAACAACCCAUUCGAACACAAGCUAUUCAAGCUAUUCCUUCAAUUGGUUUACCGCAACCUCCCACACCGGUAUCCCCUAUCAACACCCUGGACGCCCAGUAUCUUGCCCUGAGGCAAGCCAGGCGAAGGAAAGCAGCGAGUGAUGUGACAAUCGACAAUCUGCUGGGUCACCCGAUGCUAAGCCAGCCGUAG
This is a messenger RNA of Exophiala aquamarina CBS 119918, 750 nucleotides long. RefSeq lists its product as uncharacterized. The record is from RefSeq and is a predicted model, not a curated record. The transcript has a single exon. The coding region runs from base 1 to 750 and encodes 249 amino acids. Lineage: Eukaryota; Fungi; Ascomycota; Eurotiomycetes; Chaetothyriales; Herpotrichiellaceae.